Dreissena polymorpha is the source of this 1042-nucleotide messenger RNA. RefSeq lists its product as uncharacterized. Lineage: Eukaryota; Metazoa; Mollusca; Bivalvia; Myida; Dreissenidae. The transcript has 7 exons. The record is from RefSeq and is a predicted model, not a curated record. The coding region runs from base 33 to 1019 and encodes 328 amino acids.
GUUUCUGCCUUAUCUCCUCCAAAGCGGGCCAGAUGGUUGGUUCUACCAUAGGUCCGUCUUGUCUUACAAUCUUCUCCCUGCUUCCGCCUUCUCUGCCCUCCCAAGCGGGCCAGAUGGUUGGUUCUACCAUAGGUCCGUCUUGUCUUACACUCUUCUCCCUGUUUCUGCCUUCUUUCCCGUCCCAAGCGGGCCAGAUGGUUGGUUCUACCAUAGGUCUGUCUUGUCUUACACUCUUCUGCCUGUUUCUGCCUUAUCUCCUCCAAAGCGGGCCAGAUGGUUGGUUCUACCAUAGGUCCGUCUUGUCUUACACUCUUCUCCCUGUUUCUGCCUUCUUUCCCGUCCCAAGCGGGCCAGAUGGUUGGUUCUACCAUAGGUCCGUCUUGUCUUCCUCUCUCAUCCCUGUUUCUGCCUUAUCUCUCCUCCCAAGCGGGCCAGAUGGUUGGUUCUACCAUAGGUCCGUCUUGUCUUGCAAUCUUCUCCCUGCUUCCGUCUUCUCUUUCCUCCCAAGCGGGCCAGAUGGUUGGUUCUACCAUAGGUCCGUCUUGUUUAACAAUUUUCUCCCUGCUUCCGCCUUCUCUGCCCUCCCAAGCGGGCCAGAUGGUUGGUUCUACCAUAGGUCUGUCUUGUCUUACACUCUUCUCCCUGUUUCUGCCUUCUCUCCCUCCCAAGCGUGCCAGAUGGUUGGUUCUACCAUAGGUCCGUCUUGUCUUCCUCUCUCAUCCCUGUUUCUGCCUUAUCUCUCCUCCCAAGCGGGCCAGAUGGUUGGUUCUACCAUAGGUCCGUCUUGUCUUGCAAUCUUCUCCCUGCUUCCGUCUUCUCUUUCCUCCCAAGCGGGCCAGAUGGUUGGUUCUACCAUAGGUCCGUCUUGUUUAACAAUUUUCUCCCUGCUUCCGCCUUCUCUGCCCUCCCAAGCGGGCCAGAUGGUUGGUUCUACCAUAGGUCUGUCUUGUCUUACACUCUUCUCCCUGUUUCUGCCUUCUCUCCCUCCCAAGCGUGCCAGAUGGUUGGUUCUACCAUAGGUAUGUCUUGUCUUCCUCUCUCA